AUGCCUCGAAGAGGUUUUGCUUUUGUCUCAUUCAAUGAUCCGAAUGUAACGGCACAACUUGCAAAAAUGCGUGAUUUUGUUGUAAAUGGUGUUAGCGUAUGUGUCACGAUCCCUACUCCUAGAAAACGCGAUUAUGACCCACCUCCUAGGAGGAUGGUUGAUCCAUUUUCCAGUGGUUAUGGUGGAUACAAUGAUUAUCCGCCGUUUGGUCACAGUGGAGGUGGUCGAGGGCCGUAUCCACCGAAGCGUCGUCGUAGAGGAGAAUUCAAUGAUUCUUGGCUAUAA
Dracunculus medinensis (Guinea worm) is the source of this 285-nucleotide messenger RNA. The record is from the annotation of a GenBank genome assembly. NCBI's taxonomy places the organism in Eukaryota, Metazoa, Nematoda, Chromadorea, Rhabditida, Dracunculidae.